CCGAGGUUCUUGUGGCUGGACCAUCACCGCGCUGUGUCCGCUGUCUGUUACACACGCAUGUCGGUUUAUAUUUCGGUGAAUUUAGGAAAAAUACGGAGGAAAAAAAGCACGCUGUAAAUUUUGCAUGUCAGGAGCGGAGAACUGUGUCGCCGGUCAACGGCUCUUUUCCGUUUUGGAUUGCUUUUUCCCUAUGACAUACUAAUUGAUCGCAGGCAUGUGGAAUUGUACAAGGAUUACGAAUUGCCUCUCAAUACUGUGCCUGCUGUUGACGAUAUGGACGGAGGUGUCCAAGUGCUCUGGCUAUUUUGAGCUGCAGCUGAUUACGGUUCAGAAUGUAAACGGUGAGUUGUCGGACGGGGAAUGCUGCGACGGCACAAGGAACCCACAGGAUCUGCGCUGUAGUCGGGACGAGUGUGAUACCUACUUAAAAAUUUGCUUAAAGGAGUACCAAACCGAGGUCACAACCACUGGCUCUUGCACCUACGGAGUUGGAUCUACAGACGUUCUUGGUGGAAAUAUUUUUUCUUUUAAGAAUUCGAAGAAUAACCAAAACAAAAUCAACGACGCUGGCAAGGUUCUCAUCUCUUUUCAGUACGCAUGGCCGCGGGCGUACACCCUCAUCGUAGAGGCCUGGGACUGGGACAACUCCACCCGCAACAAUGACGAGGAGCUGCUGAUCGAGCGGAGCAUCCACACAAGCAUGAUCAACCCUGGUGACCACUGGCAGACCAUCCAGCACGAUGGGCCCGUGGCGCGCCUCGAGUACCGCAUCCGUCUGAAGUGCAAUGAGAACUACUAUGGCAGCAAGUGCAACAAGCAGUGCCGGCCACGCGACGACUACUUCGGUCACUACCGCUGCGAGCAGUCGGGCAACCGCGUGUGCCUGGAGGGCUGGAUGGGCGAAGACUGCCGAACGGCGAUCUGCAAGCAAGGCUGCAACCUGUUACAUGGAGGCUGCUCAGUCCCGGGGGAAUGCAAGUGCAACUAUGGCUGGCAGGGCCAGUUCUGUGACGAGUGUGUCCCCUACCCAGGCUGUGUUCAUGGGACCUGUGUCAACCCCUGGCAAUGUAGCUGUGAGCGCAACUGGGGAGGCCUGCUCUGUGACAAAGAUCUGAACUACUGUGGCAGAUACCAGCCGUGCGUGAACGGCGGCACAUGCAUGAACACGGAGCCGGAUGAGUAUCGCUGUGCCUGUCCCGACGGCUACUCUGGCAAGACCUGCGAGAUAGCUGAGCACGCCUGUGUGUCCAACCCGUGUGCCAACAGCGGCACGUGCCAUGAGGUCCCGUCUGGCUUCGAGUGCCACUGCCCGCCGGGAUGGGAGGGGCCCACCUGCGCCAACGACAUGGACGAAUGUGCUUCCAGUCCAUGUGCCCAAGGUGGGACAUGCAUCGAUCUGGAGAACGGCUUUGAGUGUGUGUGCCCCCCACAGUGGGGUGGGAAGACCUGCCAGAUUGAUGCGAAUGAGUGUGUGGGGAAACCGUGUGUAAACGCUUACUCUUGCAAAAACCUAAUUGGCGGAUAUCACUGCGACUGCUUUCAAGGAUGGUCCGGACAAAACUGUGACAUCAAUGUCAAGGGCUGCCACGGCCAAUGUCAGAAUGGAGCAACGUGUAAGGAAGGUCCCAGGGGGUAUUUCUGUCAGUGCCCGUCAGGCUUUGUGGGCACGCACUGCGAGAUCCAGCGGAACAGGUGUGCCAGUGGGCCCUGCCAGAACGGCGGGCGCUGCCACAGCAUUUUGGAUGGCUUUGUGUGCGAGUGCCCGACCAAGUUCUCCGGGGAACUGUGUGAGGUCCCAGGUUGGUCUCCUUCAGACCCGUGUGAGCCCAUCCCCUGUGAGAACGAGGCACCGUGCCAUGCCCUGACGGGCGAUUUUUACUGCGCCUGUCCCGAUGGCUACGAGGGCAAGACCUGUGCCCACCUCAAGGACCACUGCAGGACCACCCCCUGCCAAGUAAUUGACAGCUGCACCAUUGUCAUGGCGACCAACGACUCUGCGGCCGAGGGCGGCGUUCGUCACAUCUCAUCCAACGUGUGUGGCCCCCGGGGACGCUGCAUCAGCCAGCCCCACGGCAACUUCACCUGCUCCUGUGACUCCGGCUUCAGCGGCACCUACUGCCACGAAAACGUGAACGACUGUGUGAGUAGUCCGUGUCGGAACGGAGGCACCUGCAUCGACGGGGUCAACUCCUUCCAGUGCUUCUGUCCCGACGGCUGGGAGGGCCGGCUGUGUGACCUCAAUGUGAACGAGUGCAACCGUAACCCGUGUAAGAAUGGUGGCCUCUGUGUGGAUCUGGUCAACGACUUCUACUGCGAGUGUACCGACAACUGGAAGGGCAAGACCUGCCACUCCCGUGAGAGCCAGUGUGAUGCCAACACCUGCAGUAACGGGGGCACCUGCUAUGACCACGGGGACGCUUUCCGCUGUGCAUGCCCCCCUGGGAGGGGCGGCAGUACCUGUAACACAGCCAAGAACAGCAUGUGUGCGUCCAGCCCCUGCUCCAACGGAGGCACCUGUGUCGGAGGCGGCGACGCCUUCACCUGCAUCUGCAAAGAGGGCUGGGAGGGCCCCACCUGCGCCCAAAACACCAACGACUGUAACCCUCACCCCUGCUACAACGGUGGUAUCUGUGUGGACGGUGUCAACUGGUUUCGAUGCGAGUGUGCCCCCGGCUUCGCCGGACCGGACUGUCGUAUCAAUAUAGAUGAGUGCCAGUCGGCUCCCUGCGCGUACGGCGCCACCUGUCUGGAUGAGAUCAACGGCUUCCGUUGCGUCUGCCCGCUCGGACGAACGGGCCCACAAUGCCAAGAGUUUAUAGGUAUCAGGAAGACCUGCCACUAUGCCGGCCUGCAGUUCCCUCAUGGCAGUCGCUGGGAAGAGGAGUGCAACAACUGCCAAUGUGUCGAUGGCAAAGUGGAGUGUACCAAGGUGCUUUGCGGGCGGAGGACGUGCCUUCUCCCAGGGUCGGCGAAGUCGACGGGCGAGGAAUGUGCCCAGGCGUGCCCAGGCGGACGAGAGUGCCAGGAGCACAGCUACCUCGCCUGCUUCUCGCCCCCCUGCCACCGGUGGGGGGUGUGCUCGUCCUCCUCCUCGGGUGGUGGUGAGCCCGCGCCCCACGACCACACAGAGUGUCAUCCCAACAGUGGGCACCUGGACAACAGCUGUGCCCGCAUCACGCUCAUCUUCAACCGAGCCAAAGUGCCAGUGGGCACGACGGUGGAGAACAUCUGUUCAGAGCUGAGGUACCUGCCUGCCACCCGAUCCCUGGCCAAAGACCACGCCCUCCUUGUGCUGUGUGACCUCUCCUACACCAAUCAGGAUGCAGUGGAAGUGGCCAUAUCGUUCCAGCCGGAUGAACAGCUGGACCACAGUCUGAUCCAAGAGGUAGCCAGCACCAUCGUGGGCACACUGUCUAAGCGUCACAACAGCACAGUCAUGCUGGCAGUCAUUGAGGUCAAAGUGGAAACGCAGGUCAUGCCCCCCACAGUGGACUACCUUGUGCCCAUUCUGUGCGUGGUCUUCUGCGUGCUCUGGCUGUUCUGCAUCAUUGUGUGCGUGUGGUGGACGCGCAAGCGGAGAAAAGAGCGUGAGAGGAGGGCAUGCGGCCCCGUCGAAGAGAGCGUCAACAACCAGUGGGAGCCCCUGCGGCCUGUUGGAGGACGUCAACAACAACAACAGCAGCAGCUCAAAGACAACAACAAGGAGGCCCAGCAGGAGCGCAAGAAGCUCAUGGGCUCCCCCUAUAGGAUGCGUGAUGGAGGGGAGGACGAGGAGGAGACGGAGGGAGAGAUGGAGUUCGAGGAGGAAGAUGUAGAAGUGGAAGCGGGCAAGGGGCCCAUCUGUAAGUACUCUAAAACCGGGGUGCAGUCCAAAGGGGACGUGAUCUGCACUUCACGGAGUUUGCCCUUAAAAGCACCCAACCGGACCACCACCAAAGACAACCGCUGGAAAAAUGUCAACGCCACCCUGGCUGGCCAAGACGUCAAAGACCAUUUUGUAUGAACGAACGGAACUCUGAAACGGACUCACGCCACAGCACCGACCGAGGAAAGAGGGGGAGGAUCCUAUAUAUUGUACUAUUAAAAGAGAAAAAGAGGCUUUUGAGUUCAAAGAACCAUUCUUGUUUUAUUUUUUUUUAUUUUGCUGUCAUCUGUAAGAUUUGUUUUGGGGGGGCCGAGUGCUAACGCAAAGAGGGCGUUUCUUUUUUAUGUACAGAUGAAGCAUAAUUGUAUUACUUUCAAAAGAGGAAAAGUGAGGCCUCGCCUUUGUUUGAAUUGUACUGUUAAAAUUAGCGAAGAUAAAGUCCAAAUGGAGGGGGAAAAAUAACCUGUAUAAAGACGUUUUUUUGUUGAUAGAUUGUGAUUUUGUUUAAUUGUGAGUGGGCCCUUUUGGUUGCGACAGACACGUGGGGGAGGGGGGGGGGGCUUUUCGGGGGACUCUGUUGACCGCUGCAACAGAGGUUACUGCAGCAACCCACCCAUCUCUCUUUCUCAGCCCGGCACGCCCGCCUUGCCAGUCUGCAGCCGUCCCGUGCCAGCCUUACCAAGAGCACAGCCUCGAGGGGGAAAGAAACCCCAGUGCCUACUAUGUGGCCUUCAAUUAUUUUUUCUCUCCUGUCUCUCGGUUUUCUAGGCUGAAAGCUCUGUUUAAAGGAUUGCAGUAUUUGAGUUGGUAGCAAGUGCCUUUCUAUGAGCCCUGUAGUAAACCAUGCUACACCCGAGGUUCCUGAGUCUCGCUGCCCAGUUUGACCCCUGUGAUUACCACUCAAAGGGAUAGGUGUGUAUCCGGAGAGUCCGCCCUCAUAGCAACACCAUUUCAAAGGUAUUCAAAAAAUAAAUAAAAAAUAACAUCUGUACAUAGGUGUAUAUAAAAAGAGUCGCUGUGUAUAUUUGAAGUUAGUAACUUAAAGACGACGUCACACUUUUUUUUAUUGUUAUUAUUAUUAUUUUUAUUAUUUUUUACAAUGCCAUUCCUUUUAUUUAUGCCAGUUGAAAUAGGCAGGUUUUAUAACGGUUCAAAGGAGAAUAUACAGCGUCCCACAGUCAAGAGCAUUUGCAUUAAGGUGCCCCUUAUAAAGGACUUAUGAAGGGUUGCAAGUAGUUCAUAAACUCUUGAUAUUUCUGUUAAAUAUAUGUUAUUGAUCCUCGAUCCACAUUUACAGAGUAACGGUUAUAAUGUAUUGAUAGGUGACUGUUGUUUUAGUGCUUGCCAGAUAGUGAGCCUAUAGACAUACGGCUAUUAUCACUGUUCUUUAUAAAUUGGCUUGAUGUCUUCUGAAUGACUACAUGCUUUACGAACAGAUAUUUGCAUUUUUGGUGUCAAACCCUCAUGCAGUUCCCUUUCUGAGCAUGUUUUGCCUGGUGGGAGCAGAAACACUGUCUGGAUGAUGUUUACUGAAUUUGGUAACAAAAAUGGGUGAAAUCAUAAUAUUCCCAGCUCUGCUCCUGAUUAUUACGGGUGCCACCAAAUCAUCCUGGGAAAUGUAACUGUAAUGACCAGGGUCCUAAAUAAUGUCUGAUGUGGAACCAGGGUCUGUGUGAAGGAUUGAUAAUAGCCCUCUAUUUGGCGAGCACUACCACAAUGAUUUAUGAACGUUAUUUAGGUAUCUAUUCAAUACUGACAGUUUGUAAACUAGUGUAAAAACUCCCAAAAUUGUAAAGCCUUUAUAGAGGGUUCCUUAAUGUAAAGUUAUAUUUAUCUAAUCAACGGUCAUCUUUUUGUUGUUGGUUUGUUGUCUAUUAAGGAAAGUAUCUCUUAAAAAUCGCGUGGUGUAUCGUGGCGUGUUUUGUUCGCCUCAGUAAAGCUCUCUCCCCUGUUUCACUCUGCUGUCAAUGGAGUUUUCUGGAAAAAUAGUGAUGGACGUUCCUAACCUGUGGAAGACUUGUAACAUUUUAUCUGGAGGUUAGUUUGUCAAAUAUACUGUAUUGUUCGCAUCUGCUUUUAGCCUGCUCUGGUUCAAGGCUUUAAUGAAGGGAACAUAUUUUGUUAUAAUGCAGUUGUGUUUUGAGGUACCAACUCAAUCCAAAAAGAUUUACCUCAGAAAUUGGCGAAUUACAGAUUUGUUUUUCUGUUCUCUUUUGCCGUUCAUAUUCAUGUUAACAUCUCGAACAGCCAUCAUGUUUCCUCUAUGGCACGCAGCAAAAUAAAGAAUUUAAAACUCGUAAUAGCUGGUAAAGUAAAUGUCGGGUAUGCUUAAUAUUGGAGAGGAUGAUGGCAAAUGGAGGGGGGAGGGAAGGUUUCUGUGACUGUCAUUUGUUUUGUACAAAAGAAAAGUGUUGCUGUUGCAAAAGUUAUUUGGAUAAUUUAGUGUCAUUUUUUAAAAUUUGUUAUUGGUUAAUAAAUAAUUUGGAUUUAUUUUCUGUCCCGAGACCCCAGCAAAAAUCAACAUUUAAUGUAUCUGAAUUUCAUUUAUCUGCAUGUCCAGCCCUUAUAUUUAGCCUCCGAAUGAAGUGUUUUACCCAGAAAUCUGUAGGUCAAACACACAAUGUUUAAAAGGGAUUAAAGUCCAAAUUGCGCCA
This is a messenger RNA of Coregonus clupeaformis (lake whitefish), 6519 nucleotides long. It is a transcript of the gene jag2b, whose product is annotated as jagged canonical Notch ligand 2b. Gene Ontology annotation, molecular function: calcium ion binding; Notch binding. The record is from RefSeq and is a predicted model, not a curated record. Gene Ontology annotation, cellular component: plasma membrane; protein-containing complex. The transcript is spliced from 26 exons. Gene Ontology annotation, biological process: Notch signaling pathway; multicellular organism development; cell communication. NCBI's taxonomy places the organism in Eukaryota, Metazoa, Chordata, Actinopteri, Salmoniformes, Salmonidae. The coding region runs from base 215 to 4003 and encodes 1262 amino acids.